This is a messenger RNA of Acanthisitta chloris (rifleman), 1526 nucleotides long. It is a transcript of the gene ASB5, whose product is annotated as ankyrin repeat and SOCS box containing 5. The record is from RefSeq and is a predicted model, not a curated record. NCBI's taxonomy places the organism in Eukaryota, Metazoa, Chordata, Aves, Passeriformes, Acanthisittidae. Gene Ontology annotation, molecular function: protein binding. The coding region runs from base 148 to 1056 and encodes 302 amino acids. Gene Ontology annotation, biological process: intracellular signal transduction; positive regulation of protein catabolic process; protein ubiquitination. The transcript is spliced from 7 exons.
GUUGUAGCCAUUCUACAGUAAGUACAGCAAGAUCCUUUGUGAAAAAGCGAAAGGAGGAAAAAAAGGUACUUGAAAUCCAUUUGUGGAUGUUCGUCAGACCAGAAUACCUGCACCAAUGACAGACAGGCUUUCCUCGAGAAACAAAUCAUGACAACAAACACUGCUGUUCAGGGGAGCCAGAAUCUCCCCAAAAGACGCCUAGAAAGUAUAGGGGAGUGUCCUGCCAAACGGAAAGCUAGCUGGGGAAUUCUGACCAGCCAAGGUUCUUGGGCAGAUCGCUCACCUCUGCAUGAGGCAGCCAGUCAAGGACGUCUUCUUUCUCUAAAGACUUUAUUGUCCCAGGGGUACAAUGUAGACACACUGACAAUUGACCAAGUAACUCCACUCCAUGAAGCCUGCCUGGGAGAUCAUGUAGGAUGUGCAAGAAUCCUCCUUGAAGCAGGAGCAAAUGUAAAUGCUACAACAAUUGAUGGAGUAACACCUUUAUUUAAUGCCUGUUCGAGGGGCAGUGCGGCAUGUGCUGAACUCCUGUUGCAGUAUGGUGCCAAAGCUCAGUGGGAGUCCUGUCUGCCAUCACCAACUCAUGAAGCAGCCAGCAGAGGUCACAGUGAAUGUCUGGAGGUACUGAUAUCCUGGGGUGUAGAUGUUGAUCAAGAUCUUCCUCAUUUAGGAACACCUCUGUAUUUAGCUUGUGUUUCACAGCAGAUCCAUUGUAUUCGAAAGCUUCUUUAUGCAGGUGCCAAUGUGCAGAAAGGAAAGCAUCUGCAAACUCCACUCCAUGCGGCUGCCCAGCAUUCUAGUACAGAGAUCGUAAACUUACUCCUUGAAUUUGGGGCAGACAUAAAUGCCAAAAAUUCAGAUUUUGAGAGGCCUGUUGAUUUAGCUGCUUCAAGCAGUUUAGUGGAGAGACUGCUGCUCUUUCAUGAAGCCACACCAUCUUCUCUUUGUCAACUCUGUCGACUGUGUAUCCGAAAUUACCUAGGAAGAGCUAGACUGCAUCUUGUUCCACAACUCCAGUUGCCAACAAUGCUGAAGAAUUUCUUACAAUACAGAUAACAUAGUAAUUAAAUGUUAGAAACUUAAAUAGCAAGUACUUUUUUCUUCUCUUUGUUUAUUGUAUGUUUUAUCUAAAGAACUGCUGGGCGGAAAAAUAAGCCUUUUGCAUAUUACUUAAAAAAAAGUAUAUCUUUGUCACCUGAUGUUGGUAAUGUAAUAGUAAUUGGGAGCCAUUCAGCAACUAGUACCAAGGUGCUAAUAAGGCUGAAUUGCAUAAGUGUGCUGAUACUCUGGGAAAUGAUUGUAUAGCUUUACCUUAAUGCUUACUGAAUAGCUUUAGUACUGUUAAAUUUAAUUGUAUUUAUACUUUUAAAACCUGAACCACAGAGUUUCUUCAUUAUUACUUAUUAAGUUUGUCCACUUGGAGUCAGUAUUUUGUGUUUUUAAAUUUCUAUCAUUUGUGUACCUAAAAAUACUUGGUGAUAGGUGCACUAUAUACAUUGAUAAAAAUAAAACAAUUAGAUGUCCAU